AUGAAGCUGCAGCCGGAGGACUACAUGGGCUCUAAGAGAAGACAUAACAUCCACUCAUGGAAUGUGGCUCACAUUGGUGCUCAAUGUGCCAUGUUCGAGGGUCAAGGCUUCAAAAUGCUCGAGAAGGCCACCACGCAAGAGAUCAAUGCGCAGGAUACCUUGGAAGGCUUUACACCACUUCAUUGGGCUGUCCUGUCGGACAACCCGAAGGCUGUGAUCUGGCUUCUCGCACAUGGGGCCGACAAAGAUAUCAAAGACAUCCAGGGACGAACGCCUGAAGAUCUCAUUGAGGACUUUUGGGGCGACUUUCAUCAGCGCUACUGGGGACACGUCCCCAAGCAAGAUGGGCUUCCCCAAGUCGACAAGGUCUUACCGAAAAGGAUCAAGCAAAUGAAAGAUGCGUUGGGGAGCUCAGCCACAACCGAGCAUUUUCUGAAAAUCGUUGGCCUAUCAUCAGCUAAGGUUCAAGGGUACCUUUGCAUCCAAUGA
Messenger RNA from Durusdinium trenchii, 489 nucleotides. The record is from the annotation of a GenBank genome assembly. NCBI's taxonomy places the organism in Eukaryota, Dinophyceae, Suessiales, Symbiodiniaceae.